AUGACUUAUCACCAUUUACUGUUAACUCAUAUGAGAAAGGCUUUGUCAUUAUCAACAGUUAUUGUCAGAUCGUUAAAAUAUGAAUGUUUCGCUGAUCGCCAUAUUGGUCCAUCGCAAAAUGAUGUAAAAGUUAUGCUUGAUUUGCUUGGCUUUGAAAAAUUGGAUGAUUUAACAGAUGCGAUAGUGCCAAAAUCGAUUACGUUAAAAAGAAGCUUACAUUUACCGAAGGCUUCGGGUGAAUUUGAAAUGCUUACUGAGUUGCAUCGAAUCGCUAACGAGAAUAAAAUUUAUAAGUCAUAUAUUGGUACUGGCUAUUACGACUGCAUUCUACCGGCUGUAAUUCGAAGAAAUAUGCUUGAAAACGCUGGCUGGGUCACUCCAUACACACCGUAUCAAGCCGAAAUUUCUCAAGGACGCCUCGAGAGUCUUUUCAAUUUCCAAACUAUGAUAUGCGAUUUGACGGGACUUCAGAUAGCUAAUGCGUCCUUGCUCGAUGAAAGUACGGCUUGCGCAGAAGCAGUAGCUCUCGCCGUUCGUUACACAAAACGUUCUGCGAUCCUCGUCGAUGAAUUUCUACACCCGCAGAAUAUUGCUCUAUUAGAGACUCGUUCAAAGUACUGUUCUCUUACUCAUUUUUCUAAAUUUUAUCAUUCGCUAUAG
Molecule: messenger RNA, 660 nt
Organism: Dracunculus medinensis (Guinea worm)
Lineage: Eukaryota; Metazoa; Nematoda; Chromadorea; Rhabditida; Dracunculidae
Source: the annotation of a GenBank genome assembly